UGGUUCACGUCUGCCGUAAUAUGAGUGGUUCGGAGGAGUUGCAACUUGUAAGGGUUUUCUUUCUUAAGGCCAUGAUUUCAUUUUGAAUAAUAUCUCGGUUCGAAGAGUCAAGGAGUCAGUCAAGUCUUCCUGGUGCCCUGGGUCAAUGGGGAAGUUGGCAAGGAAACUCACUCAUGCAAAGGCUUUAAGGCUUUAAGCCAGCCAAUCAGCAGUUUUUGUCAAGCUUUUCAGAGGUGGUUGCCCACAUCUUGCUCUUCUUUCUUCCUUGUUCCAAGUCUUCCGAUCUGAUUCCUAAGUCAACUAGCGUGUUAAACAGAGCACUCUUACUCAAUAUAUUGUGAAGAAAGAAUGGAAGUUAGUAAGUAAUAUAUUCAACAGUCUGUUCUGAAUUAGAGAAAUAGGUGUUUUUCUUUUAGUGAUAGUUUGUUCUAGGAUCAACCGGAAGUUCUUGGAUGGCUACCGUGGCUGUGUUUGUUUUCUCUGUCUUCACUCAUCUUUUGCUUCUUUACUCCGCUGAGAGUUGUCCACCCUCCUUCUGUAAUAAGAGAGUAGGUAGUAUCUUCUUCCCCUUUAAAAACAUAAGAGAGAGUCCUGAAUGCGGAUUGUACACUAUCAACUGUUCUGACUUCCUUAAUCCGAAGAUCCAACUCAAAGAUGGAGGAUACUGGUUUCAAUUUGAAAGCAUUACUCAAUCAAGUUCUGUUUUUAUCAAUGACAGCAAGCUUCAGGAGCGCAUAAGUUCCGUUUUAAUCAAUGACAGCAAGCUUCAGGAGCGCAUAGAGCGCUUAAAAGAAGAUACCUGUGAUGAUGAUGUUUUCAGUGAUUUAAGUCUUCCCAACUCUCCUCCUAUCGUCCAUGUACACGCACACAACCUUACCCUGUUCAGAUGCAACAACACCCAGGCGAAAACUCCUUACAAGGAUCGAACCUAUUUCUGCAGGAGUGUAAAUCAUAUUUACUAUACCAUAUCAAAUGAUAGUUUAAAUUGCUCAGCCAUUCAGAUUCCCAUAUCUCCACAUCCCCGUCCCGUUGUCUUUUCUUCUGCAUUGACUGCUAAAUUCUCCCUUCAUGUACAUUUUAACGAAGAAUGUGAUCAGUGCUAUACUACCGGACGUAAUUGCUUGGAUGACAAUGGAGAAUGGAAGUGUGCCCCCCCACAAGAAGAUAAAUGUUGGAAUCAGAAAGGGAAAGGCAAAUGUGCCAAAGCAGGAAAUCGUAAGGGUUUGAAGCUAGGACUUGGAAUUGGACUUGGAGGUGCAGCACUCCUAGGAGUCCUUGCAGCAUGCUUGUUUCUUUUCAGGCGUCACAAAAAAAAGCUCGCUUCUUCAAACGUACUUUCCAGGAACAUUUCUUCUCAGCCCUACUCAAAAUCAGACCUAGAAGGGGGCAAUGCCUACUUUGGUGUUUCGGUCUUCACUUACGAGGAACUUGAAGAAUCCACUAAUCAUUUUGACGGUGAAAAAGAGCUUGGAGAUGGAGGUUUUGGAACUGUCUACUAUGGCAAACUCAAAGAUGGCCGAGAAGUUGCAGUCAAGCGUUUAUAUGAGCACAAUUAUAAACGUGUGGAACAGUUUAUGAAUGAAAUUGAAAUUCUCACCCGUCUGCGCCACAAAAACCUAGUCUCCCUCUAUGGUUGCACCUCACGCCGCAGUCGUGAACUAAUCCUUGUCUAUGAAUACAUUCCCAAUGGCACUGUUGCUGAUCAUCUGCAUGGUGACUUAGCAGAACGUGGUUUACUCACAUGGCCUAUUCGUAUGAGCAUUGCCAUAGAAACUGCCAAUGCACUGUCUUACCUCCAUGUUUCUGAUAUUGUGCAUCGUGAUGUGAAGACUACCAACAUUCUUCUUGAUAACAACUUCUGUGUUAAAGUUGCGGAUUUUGGGCUCUCACGGCUUUUUCCCCUUGAUGUCACUCAUGUCUCUACUGCUCCACAAGGGACCCCUGGUUAUGUUGACCCAGAGUAUCACCAAUGUUACCAGCUAACUAGUAAGAGUGAUGUUUAUAGUUUUGGGGUUGUCCUAAUUGAGCUGAUAUCAUCUCUGCCAGCAGUUGAUAUAACUAGGCAUAGGCAAGAGAUCAAUUUGUCUAACAUAGCCAUAAACAAGAUUCAAAGAGGUUUAUACAGUGAGCUGGUAGAUUCAUGUCUUGGGUUUGAGUCGGAUCAUGAAGUUAAAAGGAUGACAAUUGCAGUGGCAGAGUUGGCUUUCCAAUGUUUGCAGCAGGACAAUGAUGCAAGACCUACCAUGUCUGAGGUUUUGGAAACUUUGCAGAUGAUUGAAAGUGGAAAAGAUGUUCCAGAGAAUUUGAAGGAGGACUUUGGUGAUGUUGAGAUGAGAAAGAGUAUACAGCCACCACCUUCACCAGAAUGUGAUGAACUUCAGUUGUUGAAGAACAUGAGGCCACCAUUUUCACCGAUUUCCGUGACCCAAAACUGGCCUAGCACUAGGUCCGAUACACCUAAUGCCAGUUGCUGAUUUCUUUUGAACUCCCAUAUAAAUGAUAUGAAUGUAUAUCUCAGAUUCAAUUAGAUGGGUUAUAUAUGAUUUCUACUCAUCUACUUGGUUUUUGACUAAUAGGUAAACAUAUCCAAUUAGGCACAUCACUGCUAGGUAAAGGCAUGAGGGAAUGUAUAUAUUAAAUGGAGUUAUUGUCAUUAUGUUCA
This is a messenger RNA of Rosa rugosa (rugosa rose), 2662 nucleotides long. Its product is annotated as LEAF RUST 10 DISEASE-RESISTANCE LOCUS RECEPTOR-LIKE PROTEIN KINASE-like 1.2. Gene Ontology annotation, biological process: protein phosphorylation. Gene Ontology annotation, molecular function: polysaccharide binding; protein kinase activity; ATP binding. The record is from RefSeq and is a predicted model, not a curated record. The transcript has 4 exons. The coding region runs from base 453 to 2474 and encodes 673 amino acids. NCBI's taxonomy places the organism in Eukaryota, Viridiplantae, Streptophyta, Magnoliopsida, Rosales, Rosaceae.